AGCGAAGCUACGAAGUUGGAUAGGCUCAAAUACUUGGACAUAACUUUUUGACUGCAACUGUAUCCUCAUUUUUGGAUAAAAUACUUUUGAAUGAUUUAUUCCAUUAAUUCAGAUAUUAUUUUACAUGUACUUAAAUCAGAAUGAAAUAAUCAUUCACUAGUUCCACAAAAAUAAACAAAAUGUAAAAAGAAUUAUUCCAUAAUAAUUUUGAUGAGAAAUACAUGAAAUGAUUUUAUUCCUUUUCUAUUACUUUCAUAUUGUUCCAGUCAAACUUUUUCGGUCAAAUUCCUCUUCUAGUUACCAUUUACAAGUUUAUGUAAUUUAUAAAUACAUCAUGUUCAUGGUCGACUAUUGAUCAUUAAACUAAAUUUCUGAAAUAUUUAAUUUUGGUUUGAUAAGAAACCGAAUAAUCAGUUCAAAAAAGAAAAACUGAAUAUUAGAAAGAGUAUUUUACAUGGGUUCCUUCAAAUUGAUGGUUACUUUCAUUCUUGUUGCUAUGACGACCAUUUCAUGUGAUUUUUUUAAUGUUGAAACGGGGAUUUUUGUGGAAGCUGCGGCUCCGAAAUGUGGACCAGAUUGUACUGAAAAAUUCUUAAAUCAAGACUGCUAUAAAUACUGUGUAGAAUUGUCUUAUAAAAACGGUGUUUGCGUUCUAUCCGAAGGAUUUCCUUCUAAAAUUUCUACAUAUUGGUGUUGUUGUCUAAAUUUUUAAAUAUGUAAUAGUCCUCUCUGAUCAAUAUGUUGUUUCCUUAAGUCUUUAACUAUGGUGUUCUCUUUUUCAGUGGAAAGAUCAAAUAAGUGUGAACU
Brassica napus (rape) is the source of this 807-nucleotide messenger RNA. RefSeq names its product putative defensin-like protein 66. Bases 455 to 712 code for a protein of 85 amino acids. The record is from RefSeq and is a predicted model, not a curated record. The transcript is spliced from 2 exons. NCBI's taxonomy places the organism in Eukaryota, Viridiplantae, Streptophyta, Magnoliopsida, Brassicales, Brassicaceae.